This is a messenger RNA of Solenopsis invicta (red fire ant), 1715 nucleotides long. RefSeq names its product protein l(2)37Cc (gene Phb1). The transcript has 4 exons. Lineage: Eukaryota; Metazoa; Arthropoda; Insecta; Hymenoptera; Formicidae. Gene Ontology annotation, biological process: mitochondrion organization. Gene Ontology annotation, cellular component: membrane; mitochondrion. Bases 133 to 951 code for a protein of 272 amino acids. The record is from RefSeq and is a predicted model, not a curated record.
CGUAGCGCUCGUAUAGCUUCCCAAUUAUCACGCCUCCAUUUUCCUUUUAUCGACUCCACGCAACUCCAUGCGAGAGGAAAAUUGAAUAUUCCAACCCUAAAAUCACGAUUUAUUACAUAAUUACAUUUGAUCAUGGCAGCACAGUUUUUCAAUCGAUUGGGUCAGAUUGGCCUGGGUAUAGCAUUGACAGGUGGUGUUGUUAACUCUGCAUUAUACAAUGUUGACGGUGGUCACAGAGCAGUUAUAUUUGACAGAUUUGCGGGUAUAAAGAACAAUGUAGUGGGAGAAGGGACACACUUCUUCAUUCCUUGGGUGCAAAAACCAAUUAUUUUUGAUAUCCGUUCACGUCCGAGAAACGUGCCUGUCAUUACUGCUAGCAAGGAUUUGCAGAAUGUAAAUGUCACCCUUCGUAUUCUCUUCAGGCCUGUACCCGACACAUUGCCUAAGAUAUACACGAUACUUGGCGUUGACUAUGAUGAAAGAGUACUACCUUCUAUUACGACAGAAGUGUUGAAAGCUGUUGUCGCACAAUUUGAUGCUGGUGAAUUAAUUACACAAAGAGAAAUUGUGUCUCAAAAAGUCAAUGAAGAAUUAACGGAUAGGGCUGCACAGUUUGGACUUAUUUUGGAUGAUAUUUCUAUUACACAUUUAACAUUUGGUAAAGAAUUUACUCAAGCAGUAGAAUUGAAACAAGUAGCGCAACAAGAUGCAGAGAAAGCUCGUUUCUUGGUGGAAAAAGCAGAACAACAAAAGAAGGCGUCUAUUAUUAGUGCUGAAGGUGAUGCUCAGGCCGCUAAUUUACUGGCGAAAUCUUUAGCUGAGUCAGGAGAUGGUUUGGUUGAACUUAGAAAAAUCGAAGCCGCGGAAGAUAUCGCGCAUAAUCUAUCCAAAUCUCGUCAAGUGGCAUAUCUGCCAUCGGGUCUAAAUGUGUUGCUUAACAUGCCGCAGUAAAAUGAAUAAAUUGUUACAUGUUUCUAUAUGAAUUGUGCAUUUAUGAGAAGUUGAUGCUACAAUAGAGAAGACAGUGUGUAAAAAAGAAUAUAGUCUCUAUGAUGAAAGCUUCCCUGAAAGUCUUACAUAGCAGGAAUAUAUAGUAUUUUGUAUCAUCCAUAGUUUAUUUUAUAAAUUUGCGUUUAUAAAUAUAUUGCAUCCUUAUAUUUUUUAAUUGCUAUAAAAACUCCAGUGUUAAAUAAUUUACUUAAUAUUAAGGUAAUCGGGUCUAGCAUCUACAGCUUGAAGAAUGUUUGGAAAAUCUGAAAGAUUUGCCCAAGAUAUCCUACAUUUAAGAGAUAGUAUUUUUUAUACAAUUAUUAAUUCAUAAUGCUUUUAUUUACACAUUUUUUUCCGCAAUUAAUAAUGACAUAAUGUAAAUUUUAACUCGAACAAUACGAUCAUUAUUUUAACUCGAACAAUACAAUUAUAUUGCUACCAUGUACGAACAAUGUGCGAAAAAUUAUUUCGUUUGGUUCAAUCAAAGCUACUGAUUAAAUAAAAAUUCUGGUAAAAACAGCAUCAACAAGAUAGAUGGGAUAUCUAUACGCGAAUCAUUCAAUUGAGCCAAAGUAUGAUGAUUGAAUUUUAAUAAUUGCUGGAUCGAUUAAGUUGAUAAUCAAAAAAGGUCAGUUAUAACAUCAGUUUAGUAUAUAUACAUAUAUUUACGCUCUAAGUUCGUAUCAGUCUUGAAAUUAUACUUAUCUAUUAAUGUGCCAACCAAA